Sceloporus undulatus (fence lizard) is the source of this 5593-nucleotide messenger RNA. Its product is annotated as KIAA0319 like. The transcript has 21 exons. The coding region runs from base 366 to 3749 and encodes 1127 amino acids. Lineage: Eukaryota; Metazoa; Chordata; Lepidosauria; Squamata; Phrynosomatidae. Gene Ontology annotation, cellular component: plasma membrane; cytoplasmic vesicle. The record is from RefSeq and is a predicted model, not a curated record.
UUUCCGGUCGAAGCCAGAUGUAAGAGUGGGCGGGAAGGAAUGAGGUAGAACUUGCCGAGGUUGAGGCUGAGUUGUGGUCGGGGAGGCGCCGCGACUCUCGGGGCGUUUUAAGUUGUAUUUGAUUUCGCUUUAAUUGCCUGACGGAACGGAGGGAGGGCCUGAGGCCUAGUCGGUUGCCAUGGCGACGGCGAGGCCUGCCGACCCCAGCAGGGCUGCUGUUGUUGUUGACAAGGCGGCUUUGGGCCCUAUACUCCGUCCCUGCCUCUGAGGGGCCCCUCUCCUUCGGGGCUGGGGCUCCUCGGCGUCCCCUUCUUCGCCUGCCUUCUUUGGCCAUGCGGCGCCCCUGACUUCUAGGUCUGCCCACCAUGGAGAAGAGAUUGGAGGACAACUUUGGCAUCAGCUCUCUGAACAUAUUGGGAGGCUUCCUCACAAAAGCUGCCAGGUGUCUGGGCCAUCUUCAUUGGUUCUACAUGUGUGCCUGCCUCAGUGCCCUCUUGUCUUAUACAGAUGCAAGCUGGAGCAGAAGCACAUGCCAGCCAACGCGGCUUCUGCACGGGGCCCAUUUGAGGUCAUUCGGUGGGGUUCACCUGCAGCUGCUAGAAGGAUUUCACUCUGUCCAGUCUUGUGAAGCCGCUUGCUGUCAAAGCUCCUCCUGUAAUGCCUUUUGGCUCUUGGGGAAGAUGUGUAUCCAGGUGAACUGCACCAAGCCUCAUCAUUGUCAAGCUACCUGGACUGACAGCAUCGACUCCAUCUUGGUGUUUGUAACAAAGUCUGAGCACACAAUAGAUCCCCAGCUUGUGCAGGAGAGGAGAGCUCACCUUCCGACGUGGUUGGACUGGACAGGGAGGCCUCAGAGUAAAGCAAGGCUACGAAGGUCCCUCAAAGAGUUACCUGUUCAGAGACCGCAACUGGCAAGUGCUGGGGGAAGCUCUUUAAAGAGAGACACAGGCCCCAGCGGUGGGAGUCCUGCAAUCCACCCAGUUCCACCUCAGCCCUUGGAUAGUAAAUCUACCCCUCAGGAUGUUGCAGAGCCUCAGUCUUCAGCUCAAGAAGCAAAUCAUCUCCCAGACCACAUUAAUCCAGAGAAAAACCCGUGGACAAACAGUGAAGAUCCAAGAAAGACAAAACCUCCAAGCCCACUUUCUCCCAUCAGCAAUAAUGUGAGCAGAUCAAGUGACCUCACUGGGAGUGGCUCUGUGGGGGAUCCUGAGGAAGAGCCUACACCAGAACCUUCUCUAGCAGCUACAUCUCCCAUCCCACUUGGGAACUCUGAUCAAGCAAAGCCACCCAGCAACACUUCCGUCCAGCCUUUCCCCUUGGAGGAGGCCCUUCCAACUUCUAGUAACUUUCAGGCAAAGGAUGCUGGGAAGGUACAGCAAGUUACUUCUGUUCCAACAGGCCCCCCCACAAACAGUAACGUUACUGCGGUCCCAGCCAAUCCUGCCGUUCUACCCAGCACUGCUGCCCCAACGCCAGUUAUUAAGAAACUGGCAGUUUCUGCUGGAGACAGUGUCCAGGUAACUCUGCCAAAGAAUGAAGUGGAGCUAAAUGCGUAUGUCUUGCCUCCACCUCCUAAAGGAACCAGCUACUCCUAUGACUGGAGGCUGAUCACGCACCCCACAGACUAUAGCGGGGAGAUGGAAGGCCAGCACUCCCAGAUCCUCAAGUUAUCUAAGCUCACAGUGGGACUGUAUGAAUUCAAUGUGAUAGUAGAUGGCGAUAAUGCACACGGAGAAGGAAUGGUGAAUGUGACGGUUAAACCAGAACCUCGAGUAAAUCAGCCACCUGUGGCCAUUGCGUCUCCCCAAUUCCUGGAGAUCUCGCUGCCAACCACCUCUACAGUCAUCGAUGGCAGCCAAAGUACUGAUGAUGACAAAAUAGUCAGUUACCACUGGGAAGAGCUGAAAGGGCCACUUCGAGAGGAGAAGGUAUCUGCAGACACUCCCAUUCUGAAAUUGACCAACUUGGUACCAGGCAAUUACACAUUCAGUCUCACAGUGGUGGAUUCAGAUGGUGCCAGCAACUCCACCACUGCCAGCCUCACUGUGAACAAAGCAGUAGAUUAUCCACCUGUGGCAAACGCAGGCCCUAACCAAGUGAUCACCCUGCCCCAAAACUCUAUCACCUUGUAUGGGAACCAGAGCACAGAUGACCAUGGCAUUGUGAGCUACGAAUGGUCCCUCAGCCCCAACAGCAAAGGGAAGGUGGUAGAGAUGCAGGGCGUGAGGACCUCAACCUUGCAGCUCUCCGCAAUGCGUGAAGGUGACUACACCUACCAGCUGACGGUGACAGAUUCUGCUGGCCACCAGUCCACUGCCGAAGUCACGGUGAUUGUGCAACCUGAAAACAAUAAACCUCCCAAGGCUGAUGCUGGCCCAGACAAGGAGUUGACCCUCCCUGUAGACAGCACCACAUUGGAUGGUAGCAAGAGCUCUGAUGACCAGAAGAUUGUCUCCUUCCUUUGGGAAAAAACACGCGGUCCAGAUGGUGUGAAACUGGAGAAUGCCAACAGCAGCAUAGCCACAGUUAUGGGGCUCGAGGUCGGCACAUAUGAAUUCACAUUGACUGUCAAAGAUGAGCGGAACCUGCAGAGCCGGAGCUCCGUUAAUGUUAUUGUCAGGGAAGAGAUAAAUAAACCGCCGGUGGCAAAGGUUGCUGGCAAUGUUGUCAUUACCCUUCCUACCAAUACCGCAGAGCUGGAUGGGUCCAGAUCUACAGACGAUAAGGGGAUUGUCACUUACCUGUGGACCCGGGAUGAGGGCAGUCCUGCAGCUGGGGAGGUGUUAAAUAAUUCAGACCACCAUCCAGUGCUUUUCCUCUCCAACCUGGUAGAGGGAAUAUAUACGUUCCACCUGAAAGUGACUGAUGCCAAAGGCGAGAAUGAUAUGGAGAGGGCCACAGUGGAAGUCAAACCUGAUCCAAGGAAGAAUAAUCUUGUGGAGAUGAUACUUGAUGUGAAUGUCAGCCAGCUGACAGAACGGCAGAAGGGCAUGUUCAUCCGUCAGAUUGGUGUUUUGCUCGGGGUCUUGGAUUCAGACAUCACCGUCCAAAAGAUCCAACCUUACACUGAACAGAGCACAAAGAUGGUUUUCUAUGUGUGGAAUCAGCCACCUCACCAGCUCUUCAAAGGGCACGACGUUGCAUGGACGCUCAAGAACGAGUUACGGAAGCAACAGUCUGGCUUCCUGAUCUUCCGGGCACUGGAGAUCAAUACAGUCACAUGCCAGCUGAACUGUUCAGAUCAUGGACACUGCAACUCCUUCACCAAGCGCUGUGUCUGUGAUCCUUUCUGGAUGGAGAACUUCAUCAAAGUGCAGAUGGGUGAUGGCGAGAGCAACUGUGAAUGGAGCGUGCUCUAUGUUGUCAUUGCAUCGUUUGUCAUUGUGGUCUCGGUUGGGAUUUUCUCUUGGUUGCUGAUCUGCUGCUUCAAGAGCCUGUUGCUUUCCCUUUUUUGUUUGUCUCCCCUAAGACGUAAAGGGAAACCCAAAAGGAAGAGCAAAUACAAGAUAUUGGAUGCCACGGAUCAAGAGAGCCUGGAGUUAAAACCAAAUCCCAAAGCAGGCAGCAAACAGAAAUGUCAGGCCCAGAACACUAGCCUGAUGCAUUCUGAAUCGGAGCUGGACAGUGACGAAGCCAUCUUCACGUGGCCGGAUCGAGACAAGGGAAAACUGCUACACAGCCAGAAUGGCUUCCUGCACAAUGGGCAGGCGACAGCCAAGCCAAAGAACCAGCGGGAGGAGAUCCUAUAGCUGUGGGGCGAGGGGGAGCCUGCUGCUCAUGAAGGUUCAGCUGACGACCCAGAAGGCCAGCCUGCUCCUCGGACGCUUGUGAGGACAGCUCUGGAGGCCCGCUGUGUUCUCUGAAGGAUACUGCUGCUAACGUAUUAUGUGAAGACUACCUUUUGUUUACUGCUAGUCUUUGGGAAAAAAAUUCCCCCAAAUCUUAACUGUCUGUACUUGAAAUUGGAUUUCAAGGGAAAUUCUGUCAAAAAAGAAGCUGUGAAACAGAGACUGCAGGAUCAGCACUGGCUCUGAAAGGCUGCAGGACCUCAAACCACGGCUGUGAGAAAAGCGCAAGCUUUGCCCAGACUGCAAAAUGGACACCCUGCAGUCCACCUCAAAAUGUGUUUGCCAUGGGGCUAGCACUCAUCACCACUCACCUUCCUGUGCAAGAGGGAAAGGUUUAGUUUGCAAGGACCCGCAGCUUGGCUCUUCUCUUCCCUGAAAGCCAAGAAGCCUCAGACUGCUCUUUUAAAAGCACUCGCUCCAACUGCAGGAAGAUGCUGUUGGAUGCUCCUCUUUCUCUCUCUCUCUUCCCUCUUUCUGGGGGGAAAAAGGCCAAGCAUUAUCAUCUGCAGCACAAGGGGCAAAACUGCCUUUUGGCCACGUUUAUGAUUGUAAAGGGUUUACUUUUAUUUUUAAAUUAUUGUUAGUCUUGCCACUGGUGGGAACAGAGGGGAUUGCCUCAGUGUCUUGAUUCCUCCAAUCCUUGCCCUGUUCCCCAACACUGUGGCUUGAUACUGAAAGCCUUCCUCCUUAGUAGUCAAUAACACAGGAGGACACUAAAUUCCUCUUCUUGUUCAAAAAUAACUAAUAUGCUGUAUGUCUCACAAAACUCUUUGCACAAGGUGUAGGUGGGGUUGAGGGGUAGGAGUCAAUGACAGAUAUGGCCAGAUUGAGUCCUUUGAUCCUCAGUAGAUGGAUGCCUACUCUUCACUCCCAUUCCCCAUCCCUGCACCUCUUUGUCUGUUAGUGCAUCUUUGUUGUGUGCUUCUCACAGGGAAAGUCGGUUGUCCAGUGUCACAGAGGUUCCUUAAACCUUCCUUUUACUCAAAAGCACUACAGGAGCCUCCACUGAGAGCCUCUCUUUACAGAGAUGGAAAGUUUCCUCACUAUACAAACACCAGCUCCCCUCCCCGUUUUGAGCCAAUGGAAGCUACGUAGUUGUGCGAUCAUUGUGUGUGUGAUUUUUCUCUCCCUUCUCUUGCCACCUCCCAUCUUCCCUUGGCUUCACACUCGAAAAGUAGCUUGUCUCUUUUUGUCUUUCUAAAGGUGAGCACACCUGAAGCCAGCACUCCCUUCCUUUUGCUCCUUCUCCCGGUCAAUGUUGUCAGUGUCCCAUGGGCAACCCUGCCAGUUGCUUGUGCUUCAAUAUGUGGGCCUAUACAUUUACAGACUGGAAUUUCUCAAGUGCUCACCAGUUCACAGCCAGUUGGCAGAACCAGCUCCGGCUCAUGUACUCUUGGAUCUGGCCUUCCAAAGUUUGGCAGACCCAAACCUGAAGGUUUAUGAUACUCAUUUUAGCCCUUUUAUCAGAAUAACUGACUGGGGGAAAGGGACAUCAGGAAGAUGAAGAUGCUAUACACAUUUUAGACGCUCCAAAUCAAUGACUUUUGGGGGGUGUGGAAAGGGGGGAAAUUAAAAUAAAAGCAAUCUCUGAGAAGUUAGAAGCUGAGCAUCCUUACUUGAGAUGAAAAACAGCUUUUCCCCAGGCUCUGUUUACUACUGAUUUGUUGCACUACUGAUUUGUUGAAGGUGAUGAAGAAUAAAAUGUGACUCAGUUCACAGGGGCAUCUCUCCCCUUCAAUUGUAAA